This is a messenger RNA of Rhizoctonia solani, 855 nucleotides long. Its product is annotated as Nucleosome assembly protein (NAP). The transcript is spliced from 6 exons. The coding region runs from base 1 to 855 and encodes 284 amino acids. Gene Ontology annotation, cellular component: chromatin; nucleus. The record is from RefSeq and is a predicted model, not a curated record. Lineage: Eukaryota; Fungi; Basidiomycota; Agaricomycetes; Cantharellales; Ceratobasidiaceae. Gene Ontology annotation, biological process: nucleosome assembly. Gene Ontology annotation, molecular function: histone binding; chromatin binding.
AUGUCCAAGAAUAGCGCAAAACGACGAGCAGACGAAGAUGCCAUCAAGGAACUGGCAUCGCCAUUGGAUGUCCCCCAAUUGAAUGACCAGCAGCAGGAGCUCGUAGAUGCACAAACCAAAUUGCACGAGCGAGCCGAAAUUGCUGUGGACAUCGCCACUCAAAAAAUUAUGCAGCCUAUAUAUGCCGCCCGCCGCGAGGCUGUCAAGUCCCUUCCUCGUUUCUGGGGUACGGCGCUCGCUCAGCAUGCGCGGCUUGCCGUGGUCGUAGCCGGUCAAGAUGACAUGAAGGCUCUUUCUCACCUGACUGACUUGUGGGUUGAAUAUGAUUCGGUGGAGCCCCGUGCAUUUAGUAUUAUCUUUGAAUUUUCUGAAAACCCAUAUUUUUCGGACAAAACUCUUAAGAAAGAGUACAAGUACACUCCUCCCACAGGCACCCCAGCACCUGGCACAAACGUUGACGCAAACGGCGUUUCAGAUGCCCAAGAAGUGUUCGAAUGGGAAUCCCACAUCACUCCCCAGUCCAUCAAAAUUAACUGGAAAGAUGAUGCUCAUAACCUGACCAAGCUCUCUCCUCGGAUUGUUAACCCUGAAGACCCGGAGGACGUUGAAGAGAUCGGUAGCUUCUUCAACUGGUUCGAGCAUGGUCCCGAUUUCGGUGAAAUUGGACCGACGAUCGUUCAAGAUAUUUUCCCUCAUGCACUGAGUUAUUACCGUGGUGAGGGCGAGAUGGGCCGAGCUAUGAUAGACAGCGACGAUGAGAUGGACAGUGAUGAAGAGGAUGAAGAGGAUGAUGAUGACGAUGAGGAAGAGAUUGACCUUGAACAACCCCGCAAAAAGAAGGCCAAGCGCUCAUAA